GUUUUUCAUAGGAGCAACACAAUGCAAAUAUUCGUCAAAACCCUUACGGGGAAGACCAUUACAUUGGAGGUGGAAGCUUCCGACACUAUCGAAAAUGUCAAAGCUAAAAUCCAAGACAAGGAAGGUAUUCCUCCAGACCAACAACGUCUCAUCUUUGCCGGGAAACAAUUAGAAGAUGGCCGCACUCUUUCAGACUAUAACAUCCAGAAAGAAUCCACACUUCACCUGGUUUUGAGACUUAGAGGAGGUACAAUUGAACCUUCCCUUCGCAUUCUCGCCAUGAAGUAUAACUGUGAGAAAAUGAUUUGCCGUAAAUGCUAUGCCCGUCUUCAUCCUCGUGCUACCAACUGUCGCAAGACAAAGUGCGGACACACUAACAAUCUGAGACCCAAAAAGAAGAUCAAGGAUUAAAUAAUAACCAAAUGGGAAAUUUAUUGUAACAAUACUAUUCUCGUAACAUGCAAAAGAAACUUAAAAUAAAAGUUUUCCUCAUA
Molecule: messenger RNA, 494 nt
Organism: Bombyx mori (domestic silkworm)
Lineage: Eukaryota; Metazoa; Arthropoda; Insecta; Lepidoptera; Bombycidae
Gene: RpL40
Product: ubiquitin/ribosomal protein L40 fusion protein
Biological process (GO): protein ubiquitination; translation; modification-dependent protein catabolic process
Cellular component (GO): ribosome; nucleus; cytoplasm
Molecular function (GO): protein tag activity; structural constituent of ribosome; RNA binding
Source: RefSeq, marked provisional